UUAAAAGCUACACAGUUUAUUAUCCACACUGUUAUACAAUUUCCAAUCAUAUAAGAUGUGUCGAUUCAUGAUAUAUAAGGGCCAUGACCCCAUGGUAUUAUCGGACCUUCUUACCAAACCAGCACAUUCCAUCAUCAACCAAUCAUUUGAUUCGAGACUCCGUCUCGAUAUGAGAAAUCCAAUCAAUGGUGAUGGAUUUGGAGUUGGAUAUUAUACCCCAAACAACCAACCUUGCAUCUUCAAGGCUAUUACUCCAGCUUGGAAUAACGUUAACCUUAACAAUCUUUCUCAUUGCACAGAAUCUCACUUGGUGUUUGGUCAUGUUAGAGCUUCCACUCAAGGUGUUUUGUCUGAAACAAAUUGUCAUCCUUUCCUGUUUGGUAAACUCAUGUUCAUGCAUAAUGGGGGUAUUCUGGCCUUCCAUCUCAUCAAGAAGAAACUUAUAAAUCAUUUGGAUGAUAAGUAUUUCUUAUUCAUUCAAGGCUCAACAGAUUCCGAGUGCUGCUUUGCCCUCUUUUUGGAUACUAUACACAAAUUAGGGUUUGAUCCUUCAGAUACUUCUUCUAAAUUAUGUCAUAACCUUCUUCGUAGAGCCUUACUUAGAACCAUUGAGCUCAUAAAGAACUGGCAGACUGCUGUCACUGAUGAACCUUCUUUACUCAACUUUGCUGUGACUGACGGUGAUUCUGUGGUUGUGAGUAGAUAUAUCACUUCCAAGACCGAUGAAGCAGCAUCUCUCCAUUUCAGUACCGGAUCAAGAUUCUUUGAAUAUGAACCUGGUCUUUUCAAAAUGGAGAGACUUAACCGUUCUCAAGAUGUCAUCUUCGUGGCAAGUGAACCAUUGACUUUUGAACGAGGUGACUGGAUCUGUGUUCCAACAAACACCGUCAUUACCAUCAGUACCAAUAACACGGUCUUGAUGCAUCCAAUCGAAGAUGAAUUCUACAACUCUGGCGCUGAAAGAUCGUCUGGUUUGGCAAUGAGUAAGGGUUUGAUGGGCGGCGUACCAAAGAAGACCACUUUCGCCAAACAAACUGCCGAAGAAGAAAUUGUCUCCACUGUCGAAAACGAAGUAGACUCAUCAAUCAAUGUUCUACCACCUCUUCAAAGAGAAGGUCGUACAUCUGCUGUAUAUUAACUUUUA
[Candida] anglica is the source of this 1144-nucleotide messenger RNA. NCBI's taxonomy places the organism in Eukaryota, Fungi, Ascomycota, Pichiomycetes, Serinales, Debaryomycetaceae. The record is from the annotation of a GenBank genome assembly.